This is a messenger RNA of Rhizopus microsporus ATCC 52813, 647 nucleotides long. RefSeq lists its product as uncharacterized. The transcript has a single exon. Lineage: Eukaryota; Fungi; Mucoromycota; Mucoromycetes; Mucorales; Rhizopodaceae. The coding region runs from base 288 to 647 and encodes 119 amino acids. The record is from RefSeq and is a predicted model, not a curated record.
CACGUCAGAGAGGUUUAUUAUUGGUAGUCUUACAGAAAAAUCGUUAGUUUUGUCAAGCUUAUUAACUUUUUUUGCUUUUUUUCUUCUGUGCUUUUCUGCUAAGGUGUUUAAUGGAUUGAUUUACUUUAUUUACUCAUAUCUUUUUACCUGUGUCUGACUCUCCUCGACCUUCGAUAUUCAAAUGAUUGGCUGACCCAAAGAUUUGGUGACCAUAAAUCGUAUUGUUUUUUAUUUCAUACAGUCGUUCCAACGCCAAAGCUCAGGCCAUCUUGGUAUCCUUAUCAACAAUGACUACUAUCAGUAGAGAGCGUGCAAUAUGCAUGUUCUACCAUCUAGAUUAUGACAAGACUAAAGCCAGUGAACUACUCAAUGCUAUUGAAAAACUAGAUUUCGAAAUUUGUUAUAAAGAUGAUCCCUGUAAACCAUUUCUGCUAUAUACAAAUUCCAUAAAAGCAGAUCCGUAUAAUUAUCUUACUUAUCAAAAGAUAACUGAAGCUCCUGAAAAAAACAAUCAAAGUGAAGUUAAAACGAAAAAAAUUGGUAAAGUUUUAGUCAAUCAAGCUCAGCUCAUAAAUUUUCUGAACACUGUAUUAAUACUUUCAUUUAUAAAUGCAAACAAACAAAUAAAGAAAAUGAGGAUAGUCUGA